AUGGACCUUACUCCAGAGGAAAUCAAGCUGGUUGAGGUUGCCAAAGCCACUAUUCAAUCAAUUUCCACCUCAGAUACCUACAGUGUUGCCUCCGCCGCCCUCUCCGCCGACGGUCGAACUUUCUCAGGUGUCAACGUUUUCCAUUUCACUGGUGGGCCCUGUGCCGAGCUCGUGGUGCUGGGUAGUGCUGCGGGGGCCAACGCCCAAAAGCUGAAGACAAUUGUUGCUGUUGGCGAUGAUGGCGAAAAGGGGGUAGUUCUGAAUCCUUGUGGUCGGUGUCGACAGGUCCUGCGGGAUUUGCAGCCUAGUAUCAACGUGGUGGUCGUGAAAGGUGGGAAGUUGAAGUCCAUAUCUAUUAAUGAACUUUUACCGUACGCAUAUGAUACACGGGAAUAG
Penicillium subrubescens is the source of this 396-nucleotide messenger RNA. RefSeq names its product cytidine deaminase family protein. Gene Ontology annotation, molecular function: cytidine deaminase activity; zinc ion binding. The transcript has a single exon. NCBI's taxonomy places the organism in Eukaryota, Fungi, Ascomycota, Eurotiomycetes, Eurotiales, Aspergillaceae. Gene Ontology annotation, cellular component: cytosol. The record is from RefSeq and is a predicted model, not a curated record. Bases 1 to 396 code for a protein of 131 amino acids.